Mollisia scopiformis is the source of this 876-nucleotide messenger RNA. RefSeq lists its product as uncharacterized. The coding region runs from base 1 to 828 and encodes 275 amino acids. The transcript is spliced from 2 exons. The record is from RefSeq and is a predicted model, not a curated record. Lineage: Eukaryota; Fungi; Ascomycota; Leotiomycetes; Helotiales; Mollisiaceae.
AUGUAUCUCUCAUCGAGCUUUCCCACUCCUGGAGCAACUUGGCAGAUACAAAUCGACACCCAGGUGAACCCAAACCACGAUGUCCAAGUUUUUGACAUCGAUUUGUUCGAGAACCAGGCAGCGGACGUCGCGAAUCUUCACUCAAUGGGCAAAUAUGUCAUUUGCUACUUCAGCGCCGGCACUCGUGAAUAUCAGCGUUCAGACGACGCCGUCUUCGCCACCACUACCAUCGGAAAGAAUUACAGCGAUUCGAAUGGUCUAGACAAGGAAGAAACAUGGUUCAAUACGAAAGAAGAUGCUGUUCGGCAAGGCAUGAUGGGUAGAAUUAGGAGGGCAAAAGACAUGGGCUGCGAUGCUGUAGAUCCCGACAACGUAGAUACUUACGACAACGAUACUGGAUUCAAUACUGGUGACCUCGAGACAGACAAGGCUAAUGCGAUCGACUACAUGAACUUUCUCUACAACUACACUUCGACUUACAAUGGAGGCAUGGACAUUGGUCUCAAGAACGGUGCCGCCAUGAUCAGUUCCCUGAUCGAUAAAGUCGCUUUCGAGGUCAAUGAGAAUUGCGCAAACCUCACGGAGUGCGCCAGUUUCCGUGACUUCAUCAACAAGGGCAAACCAGUAUUCGAGAUCGAGUAUCCUGUUUAUCUGCAGAACAAUGCUCCUGUUGACAACGCUGAGUGGACGAGGCUGUGUAGGGAUAACUUAGAGAACGGGGCCAGUCAACAGAAUGCACACUUCUCGACAGUCUUGAAGCGAUUUGGCUUGGGAGAUUUCACUGAUCCUUGCGGGGCGAACCCAGUCACCCCAACAGGCACAACUUGAGGUGCACUAGACUUUUUCAGAGGAGCGUCAUGUGGGCGCAUAUCGCAG